ACUACUUCCUGGUCACUGUGUCAUAUGACUCCAUCUGUUCAUCCGCUCUCAUCGCUGAUUUGUUUACACACAGACACUCGAAUUAAUUUAAAGCAAAAAUUAUAACAAUGGCCACAUUAUUAGCUAACCGGCCCGUGGAUCUCAACGGCCCUGAAGCGGCGGCACGGCAGCACGCGCAAGCGGUGGUCAGAAACUACAUUUCCCAUCCCAGACUGACCUACUCUACUGUGUCUGGUGUAAAUGGGCCACUGGUUAUCUUGGACAAUGUCAAAUUUCCACGUUAUGCAGAGAUUGUGCACUUGACUCUACCUGAUGGGACCAAGAGGAGCGGUCAGGUGCUGGAGGUCAUCGGCACCAAAGCUGUUGUCCAGGUAUUUGAAGGCACCUCAGGUAUUGAUGCUAAGAAGACCGCGUGCGAGUUCACCGGUGACAUCUUGCGCACACCCGUCUCUGAGGAUAUGCUCGGACGUGUCUUUAACGGGUCAGGUAAACCCAUUGACAGGGGACCUGUUGUGCUGGCUGAGGACUACUUGGACAUAAUGGGUCAACCCAUCAACCCUCAGUGUCGUAUCUACCCCGAGGAGAUGAUCCAGACUGGCAUCUCUGCCAUCGACGGCAUGAACAGCAUCGCCCGUGGACAGAAGAUCCCUAUUUUUAGCGCCGCUGGAUUACCCCAUAAUGAAAUUGCUGCUCAGAUCUGUCGUCAGGCUGGUUUGGUGCAGAAAUCCAAAGACGUGAUGGAUUACAGUUCGGAUAACUUUGCUAUCGUCUUUGCUGCUAUGGGGGUUAAUAUGGAAACCGCUCGUUUCUUCAAGUCAGACUUUGAGGAGAAUGGAUCUAUGGACAACGUGUGCUUAUUUUUGAACCUGGCCAACGAUCCUACCAUUGAACGCAUCAUCACCCCGCGUCUGGCUCUGACCACAGCGGAGUAUCUGGCCUAUCAGUGUGAGAAACACGUGCUGGUCAUCCUCACCGAUAUGAGCUCCUAUGCAGAGGCUUUGAGAGAGGUGUCUGCUGCCCGUGAAGAGGUGCCGGGUCGUCGUGGUUUCCCAGGGUACAUGUACACUGAUCUUGCUACAAUCUACGAAAGAGCUGGAAGAGUGGAGGGCAGAAAUGGAUCAAUUACCCAGAUACCCAUUCUGACCAUGCCUAAUGAUGAUAUCACUCACCCGAUUCCCGAUCUUACGGGAUACAUCACAGAGGGACAGGUGUAUGUAGAUAGACAACUGCAUAACAGACAGAUCUAUCCACCCAUCAACGUGCUUCCGUCUCUCUCUCGUUUGAUGAAAUCUGCUAUCGGCGAGGGCAUGACUCGCAAAGAUCACGCAGAUGUCUCUAACCAGCUGUAUGCUUGUUAUGCCAUUGGUAAAGAUGUUCAGGCCAUGAAGGCUGUGGUGGGUGAGGAAGCGUUGACCUCUGAUGAUCUGCUGUACCUGGAGUUCCUGCAGAAGUUUGAGAAAAACUUCAUUGCUCAAGGUCCCUAUGACAACAGAACUGUGUUUGAGACACUGGAUAUUGGUUGGCAGCUACUCCGAAUCUUCCCUAAAGAAAUGCUGAAGAGAAUUCCUCAGAGUACGCUAGCCGAGUUUUAUCCCAGAGAGUCUGCUGCACGCCACGGCACCUCCUAAGACCUCUACGAACUUCAGGAGGCCCUGGCCAAAGUCACAUGACCUCUUUUCCCCCAAAACACCUCAUCUCUGACCCCUGUGUAACCAUGAAACAGAUUACAAUGGUAUUUAGAUUAUUGGGACAUAGCUCUGAGUUAUGACACAUUUGUGAAGCACACAUACAAAUAAUGGUUUCAAUGUGUUAUGAAACCCACGUGUUAUGGAUUUUUCAUGAGUCCUUUUGUUGCGUUAUACAUGGUUAUGUGUGCUUUAUGUGUAGAAUGUCUACCAUUGUGAUUGCUGUAUUUUAUGUUUGUUUUUGUCUUUGUUAACUGUUUUGUUUCUGAGAUGCAGAAAUUAAUUUUCUGCCAGUUCACUAUCCCCAGUCUAAAGAGGAUGUUCAAAACAUUUAGGGAAAUAUUCAGGGCUCAGGGCCACUUGUACAGUGGUGUGUUCCCAUUUCCUUUAUUCGGCACUAUACCAAACCAUCCUUACAAUCAUUCCAGUGUAUUUGAUAAAACUUGAUUUACCUCUAAACUAAUAAUUUACUAGCCAUCCUUUGACAUUAUUGUUUUUAUUUAUUUUAAUGUACGAAACACACUCAAAUGAAAGGCUGGACACCAAACAUCAAUCUGUGUUGACAGACAGGUAAUUGUAGGUGAUGAAUGAUCAUAUAGUGUGUGGUUAUCACUGACAGCCCUUAUUUCCCUUUCCUAGAAAUAGCAUAUGUGCUUUCAAAUGAAUCUGUGCUGUAAUAUUAGAAUGAUUAAACAUUCCCAUGUCUUGUUUUGUGUGCAUAAAUGUGUUUGACCUGUGUUGCUGUUAAACCUCUCAGAUAAAAUAAAUUAUAUUAUUAUUGUGAUUGACA
Molecule: messenger RNA, 2475 nt
Organism: Triplophysa rosa
Lineage: Eukaryota; Metazoa; Chordata; Actinopteri; Cypriniformes; Nemacheilidae
Gene: atp6v1b2a
Product: ATPase, H+ transporting, lysosomal, V1 subunit B, member a
Exons: 14
Coding region: 108-1628 (506 amino acids)
Biological process (GO): ATP metabolic process; proton transmembrane transport
Cellular component (GO): proton-transporting V-type ATPase, V1 domain
Molecular function (GO): proton-transporting ATPase activity, rotational mechanism; ATP binding
Source: RefSeq, a predicted model, not a curated record